AUGACGAUAAUAGAUGCAUCAAUUUAUAACAAGCCAUUCCUAAUAGAUGUCAACAUUGAACCACUAGGUAAAUUAGUCGAAUUUUUUGAGACAUUUAAAAGCUUUGAUAGUAAAUUAAGAGAAAAUUUGACAGAUUUAGCUAUAGAAAUUAAACAGUUAGAGAAAGGUCUACAUCCAUAUUAUAUUUCAUUACCAAAGGAUGACCAAAUUGACAAAUAUUUAACUUGGCUAAAAGAUGGCAAGGUUAAUUUUGAUUCAAUUUACAAUCAGGUUAAUAAGAUAGAACCAAGUAUAUCAAGAAUCCUAGAUGUGUUAGAAGAUUCUCUAAAGCCAGAAAAUUAUAUGAUUGAAAGCUAUAAUAUAAUUUUUGAUUUGAUUGAAAAUUGUACAAAUUCAUUGAAUGACUUGAAAGCUUGGUUAAUAUCUAUCAAACAACAUAUUGAUAUCUCCAUAGAUUUCCUAGAAAUUUCUAACAAUACAAUGGAUACCCUUCAUCGCUUAAUAAAGGAAAACCUAAAAACCUGUUUUAAGAUUCAGGAAGAGCGCUUUCUAUCUCCUAUUCGACAUUUACCAUCGUUCUCACUUAAACAAUUAUUAGACCUAUUAAAUUCCACCAAUGAAAACUUAAGUUAUAAAAUCCCGGCCUUUACAUCGAUUGAUGAAGUUGUUUACAGAGAAUACCUUGAAUUAACGAAAAAAAUAGAACCUAUAGAUUUAAGUUUAAAUAAAUUUUUAUUAGAACGUAUUAACAAUUUUAAGAAAAGAGAAGUUUCAAUUAUAAAAAAAUUAAGUAUUAGAUUAGAUGAAAAAUACAAGAUUAUUCUCGAAGAAUAUAACUUUAUGACACAAGAAAUCAAAGAUUUAAAAAAAGAGCUGGUAGAUAAGAGAUGGAACAUUUUGUUUAUUAAUUUAUCACAUGAAAUAGAGUUUUUAAUGGAAGAGAUAGAUUUAAUCAAGAAUAAGAUUAGGAAUUAUUAUUUAUCGAAUAGAAUAAAAGAAAAAUUAAUUAAACAAUUAACCAAAAAAACAGAAAUUAUAACAAGAACUUUUCAAGUAAUAUUCAAAGCUAUUGAAUUGGCAUUAUUAGAUACCACUGUUGUUAAAAGAAUCAAUGAAAUUUCGAAGCGUUGGCUAGUUGAAAUUAAAAGUAUUAAUAAAAUAUUCAAUAAAUAUGAAGAAGAAAGAGAUAGUAUUGAUGAUAUUUCUUCAAGAAUCAAUUCACUGACUUUAAGAAAUGGUAAAGCUAGAAAUGCUGAAAAUAAUAAGUUAAUUGAUAAUGAUAAUAAUGAAUUACUUCCUAUGAAUGAUAAACAUAACAAUAAAACAGAAAAAAGAGAUAUCGAACUGAAUCAAAUUGAUGAAUAUAUUAAGAAAGAGAUUUUACAUUGCACAGAAAAUCCCCAACAUUCAAGUGCAAAAAAGAAGCGCCGAUCAUCACUGAUGGGGACAGCUCCUUUAGCCAAUAAAGAAAAACGAAUAUCUUCAGGAAAUAAAAUUGGUGUUGCAUUAUUAAAUAAGAUGAAUUACCAACCGGUUAUUGUCACAGGGACUCCUGUUUCUGUAGAAAGAAAUAACCCAUUUUAUGAUAUUGAAAGUAUCAAUAAUAACCAGAAAAAGGCUGCAAAAAGAAUGAGUAAGUUACAAUUUAAUGCGGUACCUGAUUUGAACCAUCCAACAACGAAACAUCAUUCAAUAUUAGGCUCAGCUUCUUCCUCCUUUACUAUUCGUGAUUUUGAAGACGAAGAUAGUUUUGUCAUGUGCAGCCCUAUCGACAAAGAUCAACAACACCAAUUACAACAUACACAAAGUGAAACCCCCCAAAGUCCAUUAAGAGAAGAAAUCAAAUCUAUUUUUGAUAGCGCUGAGAAGAAUUCUAUCGAUGAUAGUAUGACAAUUAAUAAAAAAAAUCGUUUACAAACAUUACCAAGUCCACAAGGAUUGUCAGUGCUGGAAAGGACUCUCCGUAAAUUAGAAGGUUCGCCAACAUUAUACUCUAAUACCAAUUCUGAUGAUGAAAAUAGUAUGCUGUUAUUCCCUCAUGAGGAUAUCAAUCCAUUUGUAAAUAGCACUGCAUCUUCAGAGGAGGAUAUCAAAAUUAUUAAUAAUUUCGAAGAUAUUGGGAAUCAUUCGGAUACAGUACAACUUUAUGAUGAUAAGCAAACCCAGGAUCUAGAACCAGACGAGGAUGAAUUGAAUGACGAAACACAAGAGACCAUAGAAUACCAUGAUCUGCAGAAAGAGGUAGAAUUGGAUAAUUCUGAUGACUCUAAGCCUACUCCUGGUCCUACUACUAACUUCUCCUACGAGACACGCAAUAGCCUAUUGCGUCUUGAAAAACUGGAACAGGUUAGAAAACUGAAACUCAAGUACUACAUGACUCAGCAGAGUAAAAUACCUAGAUGGAAUCCCAAGGCUUAUUUUGCUACAUGGGGUAACUCUGAUACCAAAGGCAUUUCCUCUUACCCUGAAAAUUUAUAUUCUGAGCUAUCACCAUUACCAGUACAAUGCUUGGAUGAACAACUUAAGGGUAGUCUAUUAAGAAAGCCAACACCGUUGUCACAUCUUUACAGCUAA
This is a messenger RNA of Henningerozyma blattae CBS 6284, 2574 nucleotides long. RefSeq names its product Kar9p (gene KAR9). Gene Ontology annotation, cellular component: mating projection tip; cell cortex; spindle pole body. Lineage: Eukaryota; Fungi; Ascomycota; Saccharomycetes; Saccharomycetales; Saccharomycetaceae. The record is from RefSeq and is a predicted model, not a curated record. The transcript has a single exon. Gene Ontology annotation, biological process: establishment of spindle localization; nuclear migration along microtubule; mitotic spindle orientation checkpoint signaling. The coding region runs from base 1 to 2574 and encodes 857 amino acids.